Messenger RNA from Rodentolepis nana, 570 nucleotides. NCBI's taxonomy places the organism in Eukaryota, Metazoa, Platyhelminthes, Cestoda, Cyclophyllidea, Hymenolepididae. The record is from the annotation of a GenBank genome assembly.
AUAGAGGAUGCAGCUGCCCAACAAUAUACCAUAUUCCUCACCUCUCUGAAUGCUGAUAAACUCAGAGUCGGUGGAGCACAUCUCCAGGUCGUCAAUGUAGGCUUGAGUAAAGUUUAUACUCCCGAGCUGCUCAGAAAAAAACAGAACGACCAAAUAAUGAAAUUCGGCAAACAGUACCAAGAAAUUCGAAGCGAUACAAUGAAAGCACUAAGCAAAGUCCGGGCCGAUUCGGCAGAAUAUACACCUGAAAGGGUUGAUAGAGAAGUUGACAAAAUUACGCAGCAGUUUAGACAGCAGACAAAAGAAGCAAUUCGGAAGUUGCUUCAGAUGCUAAGCAUUACAGAGGAAAAAUACAGAAUGUCAUUGGACAGUCCGGUACACUGCAACACCAGUGUUCGAGUUUUGGAGAUAACACAGCGUCAGGUUGAAAGUCUUGUGGGACACAAAAUCAGUAUUCCUGAUGAGUAUAUUAGAUCGGAACCCGAUGAGGACUUAGAUUCCUUCGUGGCGAGUGUUGUAGGUGGACCUGAGGAAUUUUUUGCAGACGUGCUACUAGAAGAUCACAAGUAG